Molecule: messenger RNA, 3669 nt
Organism: Cyprinodon tularosa
Lineage: Eukaryota; Metazoa; Chordata; Actinopteri; Cyprinodontiformes; Cyprinodontidae
Product: leucine-rich repeat transmembrane protein FLRT2
Exons: 2
Coding region: 864-2819 (651 amino acids)
Molecular function (GO): protein binding
Source: RefSeq, a predicted model, not a curated record
GAUGGAGAGACUUUAGCAGGGAGAAAGGGGGCAGAGUGUGGUAGAGAGGAAGAAUACCGAUUCACUUGCUCUAUCCGAGAGAACCGGGACCAGAAGUGAACAAGGCAGCCCCCCCUCAGCCAUGGACUGCGCGCUCCGGGGAGCGGGCGGCGGAUCGGCACUCAGAACAGACGAGCUCCUGACUCGGAUUUGUGGCCCUCUUUUAUCCUCAAAAUCAAGCGGAGAAACUUCAUCGGAAGCUCAGGCUCGGGCUCAGUAGACCCGCUGUCAGAGAGAGAAUCGGACAAAAAUAUAUAAUGGGCCCCAAAAGUCCAUGCGUCCCUCGGAGUUAGUUUUGGGGGUCAGAACUGUGCGCACUGAGCGCGGCGUCCUUUAAACUGCAGCGGAGCGCAGCGGGAAGGAUGCAGAGUUUGUUCCCGGUGGAUGCGCAGCGCUGUGCGUGGAGCAAAGCGGAGCGGAUCGCUGUGAAGAGGAGAGACUGUCUACUUUCCAUAAGGUUUGGGUGAGAAGCCACAGAGGUGUUUGGUUGAGGAACUAUCUUCAGUUCAUGAUGCAACAUCAUUAAUGCUCAGCAACAUGCUCUGAAUUCUGCCUGUCAAACAGAUGGUGACACCAUGAUGGACUUUUUGAACCAGCAUAAAAAUGGUUGGGUGUGGAUGAAGGAAUCUUACCCGUAGUGUGUUCUUAUUUUUUAUUUUUUGGAAACCUCAGGACAGCAGUUGCAGGAAUUGUCGAGGACUUUCUUCAAGACCAGGAUGGACACAAUGCAUAAAUCCUAUAAUUUCUUUGCUGGGAUUCUUGCUUUUUAUUAUUUUAAAUCCUGUAGUUACUUUAUCUGAUGUUUCUGCAUUGAACCAUAUGAAAUGGAGAUACUGUGGCUUUUAUGGAGUAAGGACUGUACCUCCUUAGUAAGACCAUUAAUUCCCAUACUGCUAGGCCUUCAUCUUCAAUUCUCACAAGCCUCUAACUGUCCCGAAGAGUGCCGCUGUGACCGGACCUUUGUUUACUGCAACGAGCGGAGCUUGACCUCAGUGCCUCUGGGAAUCGGUGAGGGCUACAAGACUCUCUACCUCCACAAUAAUCUGAUCAAUAAUGCGGGCUUUCCCCUAGAGCUGCACCAUGUGGCCUCUGUGGAAACUGUGUAUCUCUAUGGCAACCAGCUUGACGAAUUCCCAGUUAACCUGCCAAAAAAUGUAAGAAUUCUCCAUCUGCAGGAAAACAACAUUCAGACAAUCUCUAGGGCAGCUUUGUCUCAGCUUCUUCAGCUGGAGGAGCUGCAUUUGGAUGAUAACUCCAUAUCUACGGUUGGAGUGGAAGAAGGGGCAUUUCGGGAGGCUUUGAGCCUAAAGAUGCUAUUCUUGACCAAAAACCACCUAAGCAGCGUGCCUAUUGGUCUCCCAGAUGACCUGAAAGAGCUACGGUUGGAUGAGAAUCGGAUUGCGGUCAUUGCAGAGGAAGCAUUUCAGAAUGUUACUCGACUGGAACGCCUGUUGUUAGAUGGAAACCUGCUGACAGAUGAAGGGAUCUCACCUGGGACUUUUCAAGACUUGGUCACCCUGAGAGAUCUUUCUCUGGCACGGAAUUCAUUAACUUAUCCUCCCCCUUUCCUUCCUGGUGAGAAGCUUGUAAAGUUAAAUUUUCAGGAAAAUCAAAUAAACAAGAUCCCUGUGAAAGCAUUUUCUGGUUUACACAGGUUAGAAAGGUUAGAUAUUUCCAACAACCAGCUGCAGUCACUGGUUAGGGGUGUCUUUGAUGGUCUCGGGAGUUUAAGGCAGCUCACUGUCCGGAACAACCCAUGGCUCUGUGAUUGUGGCAUGCAUUGGGUGGUAUCAUGGCUCAAGUCUCUUCCUGUGUCACUGAAUGUGCGUGGUUUCAUGUGCCAUAAACCUGAAAAGUUAAGAGGUAUGGUGAUCAGAGAGCUAAGUGCCGACCUGGUCCACUGUCCGAAACCUACUUCAACAGCUGGCGCUGCUCUGAACUCAUCCGUUUCCACUUCCACAGACUUCCCUUUGAUUACCCAACAUGUUUCCUCUUCUAAACGACCCUUAACCACACUUCCCACCCUCUACACUAUUUACACAACCAGGGAGGAUGGACUGAGGACUAAACAGCCUCUAAAGGUAACUUUUAGUAUCUUAAAUGGGUCAGAUAUCCACGUACGCUGGUUGGCUUCUUUUCCAGUCACUGCCUACAAGGUGACCUGGGCCAGGAUGGAGCCCAGUUUGACUGGAGACACGGUCAGAGAGAGGAUAGUGGGUGGGGAUCAUCGAGGAAUCCGACUGACAAAUCUUGAGCCCAAGUCCACCUAUCGAAUCUGCGUUAUUCCCUUGGAUGCUUUUAAUAAUUACAGGCCUAGGGAUGAGACUGUUUGUACAGAGGCUGUGACAACUGCAGCCUUUUUCAGCCCAGAUAACAACAACCGGAGACGUUCUGGGCCAGAGCAGGCAACACAGCCAGAGUCCGGCUCACCACUUUUGCUGGCAGGACUCAUUGGAGCAGCUGUGAUUGUGGUGCUCGUGGUCCUACUCAGUAUCUUCUGUUGGCACAUGCACAAAAAGAGUCACUCAGAGUGGAAGUACAACCGGGGACGUAGAAAAGAUGAUUAUUGUGAGGCUGGCACCAAGAAAGAUAAUUCCCUCCUGGAAAUGACUGAAACAGGCUUCCAGAUAGUGUCGCUUAACAAUGAGCAACUCCUCAAGGGAGAUUUCCGCAUUCAGCCAAUCUACAGCCCUAAUGGGGUCCUCAGCUUCAGAGACUGCCCCCCAGUAAACAAUAGCACAGUGUACUGCAAGAACAAUGUCCAGGAUCAUGAUUCAUGAUGGUUCCAAAUACCAUUAGGACUGUUCUGUCCUGUAACUGCUCAGACGUUUUUAAAAUUCUGUAAAGUUAAUAUGAUUUAAAUAGCUAUGACUUCAAACAUGUAAUUUAUACAGCUGACUUUAUCAUCCCUUUUACAUACCAUGGUUGGAUUUAUGGGUUAUUGUUUUCUGGAGUUGUGAUGUUGCAAUUUUGUGCAGAGAGCAUAUAUUAAGAAACACAUUUAUUGUUUAUUGUUAAUAAGUGAGGAUGCCUUGUUUUAUUGUACUUUUGUGGGGGUUUUGCUGCUGCAUCAAGUAAGGAAACCUGAUAGACAGAAAGAUAAAAUCCUGAUACCACUAGAGGGUGUAGUUUAAUUGUUAUGGCAUUGGUGAAGUUGCAGCUGAAAUCAGGUGAGAUUAUUAAAUUACUGAAGAAGUCUUCGACCAUAUGCAAAAAAAUAUAUAAAUAUAUUUUCUUUAAAAAUACAAUCAAAGGUCACACUCAUUCAACACUUAGAAAGUGACCGGCUGCUCAGCUUUCACUUGCAUCUCCUGUUAAAAACAUCAGAACAAUAACAAUCUAGUUAUCAGCACCUGCUGUGUUUGGUGGGAGGGUCAUAAAGCAAGCAGUAAAAGAGCACAAAAUUGGAAUGUUGAAACUCCUUGAAACUAAAUAUUAAGUUUGACACUGUUGAUUUUUUUUCAGCAAAAAAUUUAUAAAUGUGCCUUGAAGUUAUCAGCUUAAAUGUGUUAUGUUUUUGUGCAAGAUGUAUCCUUGUAUAUACAAUUUAAUGGAUUAUUGGUAUACUUUGCCUUUAUUUAUUUAUCUUAUGACACAUUUAAUUAAAACAUAUUUCCAAAUGGGAAUUUA